GUGACGGAAAAGCGAAGAAGAUAGAGAACUCGUUUUUAUUACCGUACCUGAGUCCCAGAUAGAGAAAAGGAAAAACUCUUCCCGGCGCGACGGAGCUGUGGCGGAGGGGAAAACUCUUCCCGGCGCAGCAUUGAGGGGGUGCGUUGUCUGUAGAGUGGUAAAGACAGACAGAGAGAGAUGUUGUUUCAGGUGGGAGGACAAGGGACGCGUCCCACGUUCUUCGAGAUGUCCGCUGCUCAGCAGCUCCCGUCAAGCCUACGUGCCGCCCUAACUUACUCAUUUGGUGUAUUGGCUUUGAGACGACCCUUCAUUCAUAAAAUCUUAGACUAUGAAGAUGAAUUCUUUGCUUUGCUUAUGCUAGUUCUGGAAACUCAUAGUUUACGUACCACAGAUGCUUCUUUUGCGGAAUCAUUAUAUGGCCUGCGCAGAAGAGGAGUUAGGUUAAGACUGAAGAAGAAUUCUAAACUUACAGACUCUGGUGAUGAAAUUCAUCACACUGGGUUAGAGAAGCGCCAAAAAGUUCUCUCAGUUGUAUUUCUGGUGAAUAAUAUGGAUACUUCUUCCAGAAUUUCUAAGAUAAGAAGCCGUGAGCGUGAGAGACUUCGUGGGCCCCCUUGGCUAAAGGCAUUGCAAGGUGGAUUGCUCAGAUGUGCAUAUGCAGUUCUUGACUAUGCUCAGACAGGUCUAAUUGCUGCAGUUUUCUUCUUUAAAAUGAUGGAGUGGUGGUACCAAUCUGCGGAAGAAAGAAUGUCUGCUCCGACUAUCUAUCCCCCACCACCUCCUCCUCCACCCCCAAAGGUGAUUUAUUUCACUUAUGCAUAAAAAUUUAGGGAUGUU
This is a messenger RNA of Olea europaea var. sylvestris, 837 nucleotides long. RefSeq names its product peroxisome biogenesis protein 12. Gene Ontology annotation, cellular component: peroxisomal importomer complex; peroxisomal membrane. Gene Ontology annotation, molecular function: ubiquitin-protein transferase activity; zinc ion binding; protein binding. The record is from RefSeq and is a predicted model, not a curated record. Gene Ontology annotation, biological process: protein import into peroxisome matrix; protein monoubiquitination. NCBI's taxonomy places the organism in Eukaryota, Viridiplantae, Streptophyta, Magnoliopsida, Lamiales, Oleaceae. The transcript has 6 exons. The coding region runs from base 178 to 822 and encodes 214 amino acids.